AUGAAACGAGUUAAUACAUACGAAAGUGGUGGUGAUUCUGAUGAUGAAUUCGUCGAUUCAAGUUUAAGUCCAAGAGAUUAUGAAUACGACCAUGAACAUGUAAACAGUCGAAAGAAACGUCGUGGUGUGAUUGAAAAACGUCGUCGUGAUAGAAUAAAUCACUGUCUUACAGAAUUACGAAGGCUAGUACCACAAGCAAUAUCAAAAGAAGGUUCAACUAAACUUGAAAAAGCUGAAAUUUUACAAAUGACCGUUGAUCAUCUUCGUUCAUUACAACAAAUAAAUGCAGACUCAAAUAGUCUUUGCCAAUCAUGGCCUAUGUUUGAUGCACAUGCGAGUGGCUUUCGUGAAUGCGUCGAUGAAAUAUCUCGUUAUUUAAUUUCAGUGGAAGGUUUUGAUAUUCAACAUCCAUUACGUUUACGUCUUCUAUCACAUCUUGAAUGUUUCACUGAACGAAGUAUAAGUCCAUCGUCAUCAUCACAUCAAUCAUGGCCAAUGUUGCAUCAACAAACACCAAGUGCUUUUGCAACACCACCUUUGUCAUCUUAUUCAUCUCCAACAAUUGGAUAUCAUCAUCAAACUACUCCAAAUUUUCAUCUGCAUCAUUACCAACGACCACCUAUUGAGUCAUCGUGUCAAUUACCGCCAACGUCGUCAACGUCAUCAUCAUGUAUUUAA
Rotaria socialis is the source of this 678-nucleotide messenger RNA. The record is from the annotation of a GenBank genome assembly. NCBI's taxonomy places the organism in Eukaryota, Metazoa, Rotifera, Eurotatoria, Philodinida, Philodinidae.